Messenger RNA from Rodentolepis nana, 396 nucleotides. The record is from the annotation of a GenBank genome assembly. NCBI's taxonomy places the organism in Eukaryota, Metazoa, Platyhelminthes, Cestoda, Cyclophyllidea, Hymenolepididae.
AUGUCGUGCUAGACCAAGUAUCCUGAAAACGCUCAACGGGGUGAGGAGUAUUGUGGGGAAAAUAAUGCUCUCAGAUCUGAGUACCAAGAUAGUCUUGAAGAUGGGGACGCACCGCCUGAUGACCAGAAACGUGCCCUCUGGAAUUCCAACUUGAUAGGUGCGAAUGUUCCGGACUCACAAAGACCCACUCACUCUAAUCCAAUAAUCUUGCCUAGGAAAAAUGACACAUCAUAUCAUCAAUUUUGUCAAUUACUUCGCAGCCAAUAUCCCAUAAUCGACGGUGCAGACGGCGAUAUGGAUAUUGCAUUCACUAUGGUGGUUCACAGGGAUAUCAAGCAAAUAGCAAGACUUCUUCGAAUGAUCUAUCGUGGAAACAACUACUAUUGCAUUCAUACU